Molecule: messenger RNA, 411 nt
Organism: Coniosporium apollinis CBS 100218
Lineage: Eukaryota; Fungi; Ascomycota; Dothideomycetes
Exons: 2
Coding region: 1-411 (136 amino acids)
Source: RefSeq, a predicted model, not a curated record
AUGUUGGUGGAGAGACUUCAGAGUGACGACUGCGCAGGCAACGUGACCGGCGCCAUUGAAGCGACCAUCGUACCCGUGGGCGCCGCGUACGAGCUGUUCGCGCCAAAUACGAACAACACCAUCAGCUUCUACGAAAACACUCUCAAUCUCAACACCAGCACGUCAGCCGUCAUACUCGCCUCCUUUGGCGGCGUAACCCAAUAUGCCAACAACGCGCUCCAUGGCUUCGGUCGUGUCAGCUUCACUACGCGCGAAGAGGAGUAUCUCUACACAAACUACGGGAGCUACGUUGCGGAGUGGGCAGCAGACUUCAACACGGGAACUGCGGUCAUCGAUGUCUUCAAGCUUGCGUCUGGAGGAAGGGUGGAUGGCGCGCCAAUCCCGGCUCUCUUGCCGCCGGGCGGGUCCUAA